AUGAGGAAGGAAUUGAAAUACAUAUUAUAUGGCCACGCCGCUGUGAUAUUGUUUUUGUUCUAUUUGAGUUUUGAUCUCAUUAGUCUCAUUUUUGAUGAUUCAUUCGCUGAUGCCUUGCUUGACAUCGAGUUGAAUCCUGUCGAUGGGAAACUAGAUAAGAGUCCCAUCAUCCCAAAAAUCAUCCACCAGACUUACAAGACCGAAGAAAUUCCUGAACCAUGGCAACCUGGCCAGCAAGCUUGUGUCGACUUACAUCCAGACUACCAAUAUAUUCUCUGGACUGAUGAAAUGGCAAGGGAUUUCAUUGCCGAGGAGUAUCCUUGGUUCUUGAAGACGUGGGAUGCUUAUCCCUAUCCUAUCCAAAGAGCUGAUGCAAUUCGUUACUUUGCUCUUGCUCACUAUGGUGGAAUUUACAUUGAUUUAGAUGAUGGUUGUAUGAGGACUUUGGACCCACUUCUAACUGUUCCCGCCUUUGUUCGUGAGACAGCACCUACUGGAAUUUCUAAUGAUGUGAUGGGCUCUGUCCCAGGCCACCUCUUCUUCCUUAAGGUUAUUGACAAUUUGAAGAAGUAUCAGCGCAACUGGUUGGUGCCAUAUAUCACCAUAAUGUUCUCGACCGGUCCGUUGUUCUUAUCUGUUAUGUUGAUUCAGUAUAAGCGUAAAGGGGUUCCUGAGGCGGGAAAGGUUAGAAUUCUUUUGCCUGACGACUACAAGACUCACGAAAAUUCUUUUUUUUCUAUUGCCCCUGGCUCUUCGUGGCACUUGGAUGACGCCAAGUUAAUCAAGUCGUUGGCAAACCACAUCGGAUUGGCUGUAUUUGGAGGGUUUGUGAUCGCUGGCCUUGUGUUCUUACUAGAGUGGUGGUUCUACCAGUGGUGUAUUCGUACAAACUUUACAAAGUUUUUUGACCGUUUGGCCACCAAGUUGAGAUUGAAGACUUAUACCAAGAAGAGAUCCAGAAAGGAUUCGAACAUUCCUGUCAAUAUCGAUUUUGAGAAUGAAGAAGCAGUCUAG
Messenger RNA from Sungouiella intermedia, 1014 nucleotides. NCBI's taxonomy places the organism in Eukaryota, Fungi, Ascomycota, Pichiomycetes, Serinales, Metschnikowiaceae. The record is from the annotation of a GenBank genome assembly.